ACGUGCUUGAGCCUGCCCGAAAAUGUUCUCCAGUGUUGUCGGGCUUCAAAGGAGCGCAGGACUUUGCGAUGAAAUAAUACAAUUUAACCCGCAAGGAGAGCAAAAACAAAGCGCAUGAUUGGAGACUGUGGAUAUCCGUGUGCCCAUUGAGUGGUGAAAUUGUGUUUUUGGGAGACGGGAAGUUUGUAAUCUGCUUUCCCGGAGUGAUGUCGAAUCCUGGGACUAGGAGGAACGGGUCCAGCAUCAAAAUCCGACUGACAGUAUUAUGUGCCAAGAACCUUGCAAAGAAAGACUUCUUUCGUCUGCCAGAUCCAUUUGCCAAAGUUGUGGUGGACGGAUCAGGUCAAUGCCACUCGACAGACACAGUCAAAAGCACACUGGAUCCCAAAUGGAAUCAGCACUAUGACCUCUACAUUGGAAAGACAGACUCCAUCACCAUAAGUAUAUGGAACCACAAAAAGAUUCAUAAACGACAGGGGGCAGGCUUCCUGGGCUGUAUACGACUUCUGUCCAAUGCUAUAAGCAGACUAAAAGACACAGGAUACCAGCGUUUAGAUCUAUGUAAGCUCAAUCCCUCAGACAGCGAUGCAGUGCGGGGACAGAUUGUUGUGAGUUUACAGACACGAGACCGUAUCGGUAGCGGAGGCCCUGUGGUGGACUGCAGAGGAUUGCUUGAAAAUGAUGGGCCUGUAUUUGAGGGAUGUUUCAGUGAAGAGCCACUGCCCUACUCUGACCCCACUGGUGCGGCGGGGGGCGGGAACUGCCGGCUCGAUUCGCCCAGUCAGGAGAGCCGUCUUCAGACUCAGCGAAUCAGAGGGCAGGACUCCAGAAGCCAUGGCCACACCCCUCAGAACAGACCUCACGGCCAUCAACCGCCUGACCUACCAGAGGGAUACGAGCAACGAACAACAGUCCAGGGCCAGGUGUACUUCCUUCAUACACAGACGGGCGUCAGUACCUGGCACGAUCCUCGGAUACCACGAGACCUGGCCAGUGUCAGCUGUGAGGAGCUUGGUCCGUUGCCAGUGGGCUGGGAGGUCCGAAGCACUGUGUCAGGUCGGAUCUACUUUGUGGAUCACAACAACCGAACCACACAGUUCACAGACCCACGCCUUCACACAAUUAUCAGCCAGCAAUCCCAAGCAAAGGAAUCCUCCCAAACCCCCCAAAUGGAUAUGGGGGGUGAGGAUGGGGGAGGUGGAGGAGUGGGUGGCGGUAGUGGAGGAGGAGAUGGAGACGUGGCAGCGCGCUACGAAAGAGACCUGGUCCAUAAGUUGAAGCUCCUGCGGCACGAGCUGUCUUUGCAGCAGCCUCAAGCAGGACAUUGUCGCAUAGAAGUGUCCAGAGAGGAGAUCUUUGAGGAGUCGUAUCGACAAAUAAUGAAGAUGAGGCCCAAAGACCUGAAGAAGCGUCUCAUGGUAAAGUUCAGAGGAGAGGAGGGCCUGGAUUAUGGUGGGGUGGCCAGGGAGUGGCUGUACCUGCUGUGUCAUGAGAUGUUGAACCCAUAUUAUGGCCUGUUCCAAUACUCCACGGACAAUAUCUACACACUACAGAUCAACCCUGACUCCUCCAUCAACCCUGACCACCUGUCGUAUUUUCAUUUUGUGGGUCGUGUGAUGGGCCUUGCAGUUUUCCACGGUCACUACAUCAACGGGAGCUUCACGUUGCCCUUUUACAAACAGUUGUUAGGCAAACCCAUUCAGCUCAACGACCUGGAGACCACAGACCCGGAGUUGCACAAGAGCCUCGUCUGGAUAUUAGAGAACGACAUCACAUCAGUCCUUGACCAUACAUUCUGCGUGGAGCACAAUGCCUUUGGAAAGUUUUCACAACAUGAACUCAAACCUAAUGGCCGUAAUAUUCCCGUUACUGAGGAAAACAAGAAAGAAUAUGUAAGACUUUAUGUGAACUGGAGAUUUAUGCGAGGAAUUGAAGCCCAGUUUCUGGCUUUACAGAAGGGAUUCAGUGAGCUCAUCCCCCAGCACCUCCUCAAACCUUUUGACCAUAAAGAACUCGAGUUGAUCAUCGGAGGGUUGGGGAAGAUUGACCUUGCGGACUGGAAGACAAACACCCGCUUAAAACACUGCACCAGUGAAAGCAACGUGGUGCGGUGGUUCUGGCAGGCAGUGGAGGCCUUCAGUGAGGAGAGAAGAGGACGUCUGCUGCAGUUUGUCACAGGCUCCACCAGAGUCCCAUUACAGGGGUUUAAAGCACUGCAGGGUUCUACAGGUUCUGCAGGACCAAGGCUCUUUACCAUCCACUUGAUAGAUGCCAACACAGAUAAUCUACCCAAGGCUCACACAUGUUUUAACAGGAUAGACAUCCCACCCUACGAGUCUUAUGAGAAACUUUAUGAGAAACUGCUGACGGCUGUGGAGGAGACCUGCGGCUUUGCUGUGGAGUGAUGAAUCCACAACUCCCAAAUGAACAGACACACAGUCACACCUGUGCUUGCACACAACUCUUUGACAUUUUACAUAUGCACACACACACACACACACAUUAACAGAAAAAUCAAGUAUACAGCAAGUAUACAGAGCAGCCAAGCAUCACAAGAACACACACAGUCUCUUGCCGCCUCUUCACCACCGAACUGUUGGUAGUCAAAGGAGGAGGAAGCACAGCAGGAGGGGUCGGGGGUAUUUUAAAAUUUUUCAAAUGUUUUGAAGAAGCAUUUUUAUCCUUCAGUUUUAACAAGCUAUGAUGUCAUUCUUCAGAAUGCCUAACCGCCACAGCAAAUUUGACUACAGUCGCACUGGACACACUCAACCAGUCACAUAUGAGCCUGUGAACAAGACAUGUUGUAAUUCGAUGUGUGAAGAACAUGGCUGUCUGACAAGCUGAUUGAUUUACUAGCAUUCAUGCUUCAUGUGUAACCACUGUCAUGUGUGCGCGUGCCUGUGUGAAUGUGUGUGUGUGUGUGUGUGUGUGUGUGUGAUGGUUGUCAGGACACAUUUUUGUUGUUUUGAGGUGCAUGGUUAAAACUUGGAUUUAAGGUUGGAAUUAGGUCAAGGUUUCGAUGGUAAAAGUUAAGCCCAAAUCACACUAUGCGAUUUCAGCCCGGAGUUUUCCUCUCACCUGUGAAUUUUGCAAGUCAUGGUUAAUCCCCCCCUGGAUUAGCACACAAGUAUGAAAUAUUCAAAGAUCUGACCAAGACCCUAAUCUCAAUUCUAGCUUGCUGGAAAUUUGAUCUGAGCAUUUGGCGAUCUGCGCCUCGAUAGCCAAUCAGAGAAACCCAGUGAGACCGAAGCAGGAAUAUGACAAAAAGGUGGAGAUAGAAAAAUGUAAAUGCAUCAAAAAAGCUGGAGACAUUUUGGGCAAAAUGAUACCUCGUUUCAUACAUGACUCCCUGUGUCACAUCUUGCGUAUCUUUUUGUGACCAAGCAUUUUUGUGACAAGAUAUGCGAGUCGGGUUUCCUCGUAGUGAAAGACCGUGUGGUGUGUGACUCCCGUCAAGACGGCAACAGUGCAGUGUGAAAUGCACAAUGAUUCUGAACAUAGCUUCAGGGUAAGGCGCUAGGAAAUGUACGAGUGUCCUCAAGACUAUAGGUGUGUGAGAGAGAGUGUGUGUGUGUGAGCACGAGAGAGUGUGUGUCAGGCAUGGCACCCAGUUACGCUGUAAAACAAAAUGAUCAAAUGAGCCUGCUCCUCUUGUUUGGUAACUUUUUGUCUCUUGGGUUUGUUUCUGCAACCACUCUGAUCCACUCUAUUUUUAUUAUUUAUUACAAAGUGAUUACCGACCAAGCUGCUAUCUGCUCUACAAAGAGCUGACACUAAUCUCUUCAUCACCCCCUCUUCCAGAGUUUGAAGGGUCAGUUUACUUGCAAUUCAAGUAAUCCACAAAGUGGGUUUUAUUGAAUUUCUUUAUAUUAUUUUAACAUUCAUAUUAUUGUGGUGAAAUAAUUUGUCAUUGUAUGAAAACUGUUGGUGUGUAGGUGUUUUAAAUACCAUGUUACAUUUAUUGAAGUGAAGGGGAUUGACUUGACCAGCCCUUAUUUUAAAUUUUUAAAAGCUAACGUUGCUGGAGUUGGGGAGAGGAGCGAGGGCAUGACCUGCAUUUUUUUUCCAAAUCAAGACACACGGACUGGAAGGAAGGCGUUGGCAGGAAUUCUUCGGUUGUAUGUGAAGUGUAUAAUAAAAUGUCAUAAGCCUUUCAUACAUGUUUCAUCACCCAUUUCACCAACUUUUGUUUCUCUGUGCCCCAGAAUUUGCUCUGCCCAUCUCUUUGUGUCCGAAUGUUGGAAAAAGUAGUCAAUCCUCGUCAAGACCACCAUGAAUGAAAAAGAAACAAAUCUCUUUAUGCUCAUUAAUUCUCCAUACAAUCAAAACAAAAUCAAAAACCUAAAUGAUGAGCAAGUAAUGUGGAAAACAUUAAGAGCUGUUAUAGAUUGAAGACUGUUAAGCAGUAUCAUUUCAAUCUGCUUUUUUUCUAGGUUCUGAGUUCACUGUGUAAUGGAUGCAAGAGUAUUGUAACUUACUAUGUACUAAACAUUUAUGGAAAAAUACAGUGUAAAUAAGAUUAUAUUAAAAGAAAUUAAAUUGAAAAUA
Solea senegalensis (Senegalese sole) is the source of this 4548-nucleotide messenger RNA. RefSeq names its product SMAD specific E3 ubiquitin protein ligase 1 (gene smurf1). The transcript is spliced from 18 exons. NCBI's taxonomy places the organism in Eukaryota, Metazoa, Chordata, Actinopteri, Pleuronectiformes, Soleidae. Gene Ontology annotation, molecular function: protein binding; ubiquitin protein ligase activity. Gene Ontology annotation, biological process: negative regulation of BMP signaling pathway; ubiquitin-dependent protein catabolic process. The record is from RefSeq and is a predicted model, not a curated record. The coding region runs from base 207 to 2405 and encodes 732 amino acids.